Messenger RNA from Pteronotus mesoamericanus, 3740 nucleotides. RefSeq names its product myotubularin related protein 10 (gene MTMR10). The coding region runs from base 371 to 2677 and encodes 768 amino acids. The record is from RefSeq and is a predicted model, not a curated record. Gene Ontology annotation, biological process: phosphatidylinositol dephosphorylation. Lineage: Eukaryota; Metazoa; Chordata; Mammalia; Chiroptera; Mormoopidae. The transcript is spliced from 16 exons. Gene Ontology annotation, cellular component: membrane; cytoplasm. Gene Ontology annotation, molecular function: phosphatidylinositol-3-phosphate phosphatase activity.
UCUUUGACGAGGUCCCGGGAACGGUGCGGGACGCAAACUUUGCGUUCCGGCGCCAGCGCGGCCUAGAGGCCGAGAGCGGCCGGCCGCGGGCCCUGCGCGCACCGUCUCUCGGGGCGGGGCGCUGGGCCCCUUCCGGGGAUGGGCCCCGGCGCCGGAGUCUGCCUGACUCUGUCCCGGCUCCUCCCCGCUCGGGCGGGCGCUCCGCCGUGUCCCCGCCCGCCAGUCCGCCCGGCCCGGCUGGCCGCAGACAGGGCCUGGGCGGCCGCACGGGGAGCUGUAAGCCCGCGGGCGUCCGGAGGCGUCAGCACUGCCGCUGGCGCGUGGCGGGUCCCGGGUUGCGACCGGGCCGGGGCGAAAAGGCGACGGCACCAUGUUCUCCCUCAAGCCGCCCAGACCCACGUUCAAGUCCUACCUCCUACCGCCGCCCCAGACUGACGAUAAGAUUAAUUCGGAACCGAAGAUUAAAAAACUGGAACCGGUCCUUUUGCCAGGAGAAAUUGUUGUAAACGAAGUCAAUUUUGUGAGAAAAUGCAUUGCAACAGACACAAGUCAGUACGACUUGUGGGGAAAGCUGAUAUGCACCAACUUCAAAAUCUCCUUUGUUACGGAUGACCCGAUGCCGUUACAGAAAUUCCACUACAGAAACCUCCUCCUUGGUGAACAUGAUGUCCCAUUAACAUGCAUUGAGCAGAUUGUCACAGUAAACGACCAUAAGAGGAAGCAGAAAGUCCUAGGCCCGAACCAGAAAUUGAAGUUUAAUCCAACUGAGUUGAUUAUUUACUGUAAAGAUUUCAGAAUUGUCAGAUUUCGCUUUGAUGAAUCAGGUCCUGAAAGUGCCAAGAAGGUAUGCCUUGCAAUAGCUCAUUAUUCCCAGCCAACAGACCUCCAGCUACUCUUUGCAUUUGAAUAUGUUGGGAAAAAAUACCACAAUUCAGCCAACAAAAUUAACGGGAUGCCCGUAGGAGGCGGCAGUGGAGCUGGUGGUGGCGGCAGCCAGAAAACUCCGCUCUUUGAGACGUACUCAGACUGGGACCGCGAGAUCAAGAGGACGGGCGCCUCGGGGUGGCGGGUCUGCUCCGUCAACGAGGGCUACAUGGUCUCCACGUGCCUUCCAGAGUACUUUGUCGUGCCAAGUUCCCUAGCAGACCAAGACCUGAAGACCUUUUCCCAUUCCUUUGUUGGGAGGAGGAUGCCACUCUGGUGCUGGAGCCACUCCAACGGCAGCGCCCUUGUGCGAAUGGCCCUCAUAAAGGACGUGCUGCAGCAGAGGAAGGUGGACCAGAGGAUUUGUAACGCAAUAACUAAAAGUCAUCCACAGAGAAGUGAUGUCUACAAAUCAGAUUUGGAUAAGACCCUGCCCAAUAUCCAAGAAAUACAAGGGGCUUUUGUGAAACUGAAACAACUCUGCGUUAAUGAGCCUUUUGAAGAAACUGAAGAGAAAUGGUUAUCCUCACUGGAAAAUACUCGGUGGCUAGAAUAUGUAAGGGCGUUCCUGAAACAUUCAGCAGAACUGGUGUACACACUAGAAAGCAAGCGUGUCUCCGUCGUCCUCCAAGAGGAGGAGGGGAGAGACUUGAGCUGCAUUGUCGCUUCCCUCGUGCAAGUGAUGCUGGACCCCUACUUCAGGACCAUCCCUGGCUUCCAGAGCCUGAUACAGAAGGAGUGGGUCAUGGCAGGGUACCAGUUCCUGGACCGGUGCAACCACCUGAAGAGAUCGGAGAAGGAGUCUCCGCUGUUCUUGCUGUUCCUGGACACCACGUGGCAGCUACUGGAACAGCACCCGGCUGCCUUCGAGUUCUCGGAGACCUACCUGGCCGUGCUGGGCGACAGCACCCGCAUCCCACUGUUCGGCACCUUCCUGUUCAACUCUCCGCACCAGCGGGUGAAGCAGAGCACAGAAUUUGCUAUAAGCAAAAAUAUCCAGUUGGGUGAUGAAAAGGGCUUAAAAUUCCCCUCGGUUUGGGACUGGUCUCUUCAGUUCACAGCGAAGGAUCGCACCCUCUUCCACAACCCUCUGUACGUCGGAAGGAGCAUGCCCCGCAUGCAGAACGGCUCGGUGAAGGCCUUCAAGCGGACCAAGAGAAACUACAGCUCCACACUGAGAGGAGUGCCAGCUUCCUUCAAGAACGGGAUCAUCAGCGACCAAGAACCACUUCCACGGAGGAACUCAUUGAUACUAAAAGUAAAACCAGACCCCCUGCCACAAGCGGACGCCCAGGACGGCGGCAUGGAGCAGUUCUUCCGAGAGUGGUUUUCCAAACCGGCCGACCUGCACGGCGUUCUUCUGCCACGUGUAUCUGGGAUGCACAUAAAGCUGUGGAAACUGUGCUACUUCCGCUGGGUCCCCGAGGCCCAGAUCAGCCACGGGGGCUUCAUCACUGCCUUCCACAGGCUCUCGCUGCUGGCCGACGAGGUGGACGUGCUCAGCAGGACGCUUCGGCAGCAUCGGGCUGGCCCUCUGGAGGCCUGCUAUGCGGAGCUGGACCAGAGCAGGAUGUACUUCCGGGCCAGCGGCCCCCACGACCCCUCGGGGACCCCGGAGUUCCUCUCCUCCUCGUUUCCCUUCUCCCCUGUUGGCAAUCUGUGCAGACGAAGCAUUUCAGGAACACCGUUAAGCAAAUUUUUGAGUGGGGCCAAAAUAUGGUUAUCUACUGAGACACUAGCAAAUGAAGACUGAAAUAGAGUAUUUUCUGAACAUUUUGAGGGAAGCUGGAGACUUUUUUUCCUCUGGAUUAGAAUUGCUAAGCUAGGCAUUUGAAGCUCUAAUAAUUUUAUACGUAAGAAUAAUGGUUGGAAUUUGCACUAAUGUUUUAAAAACAUACUGAAUUAUGCUUCACUUUUUUUUAGAAGAUAGGCAUGAAUUUAGGUUUUGAUGUCCUUUUCCUGUCAUUUUAGGUCUUGCUCAUUUUGAGGUGAUGUGCAGGCAGACAUGCACACAUCUUAUUACUGUGAUCAAAUUAACCAGGAUCUGUCUGCAUCCGUUGCUCCUACUGCCUUCUAAAGGUUACCCGAUCCUCAGACUAGCAACCCAAAGAAGCUGAUGUCAGGAAAGCUCAGAAAUCAGGGCUGAGCAUUUUUCCAAGAAGCACCGAUAAUCCCCCGACAGGCCUUAGCAGGUAUUCGUGUUUUUCUGGUCACUUUCUGUUGUCUGAUUGAACUCGCCUGAGGGUUCAAUAUUCCAGCGCCGUAAUUUAUUUUAGAUCCCUUUGGGACCGUAAAUCACUGUGUCUUAAAAUCCUGAGUUUUCUCUUAACUUCUUAGGACUAACUUUAAAAUGACAUGCACUGUUAACUUUAAAAGCAUUCUCUGUAGAUAAUAUAAUUAAACUUAGAAGUGCCUUUAACAUUAAGGUAAGAAUAACACAGUUAGAUACAAUUUGUUUUUAAAAUUAGGGAGUUAAAAUCCCCCUGCACAUUGGAAACAGACUUUCACACUGAGUUCAUACCAAUAGCCAGGGGUCCCCAAAGCCACCUUUUGCAUCCCCCCAGAAGUCCCUGAGGACACAGCAGGCCUGUGGGUUAGAAAGAGGACUUCCCCCUCAGUAUCUCCAGUGUUGUGACCAACUGUCGUUGGCACUUUCCCUGGGAAGCAGCCAGCGAGGCCACGAGUUGGGUCACCUGCCCUGAAGUCCUUCCUCCCAGAGAGCGUCCUCAGUGCUCAGGAGGAGAGACAAAAACGCCCUCUCAAAGCCCUGCCAUUUCGGCAGAGCACACAAGCGAACUCUGCCACCCCCGCUCCGC